CUAGAGCAGGAAGCGGGACUUGAGUGUCAAUAUAUCUUGUGGUGACAAUGGCAAGUGCGGCUCCAACAUCUUCUACAUCUACAGAGAACUCAAGCACCGGAGGAACAAGUGGAAGCAGCAAUGGGGAAGGCAGCAACCAGGACAGCACAUUUGAGUGCAAUAUUUGUUUGGAUACAGCCAAGGAUGCAGUAAUCAGCCUCUGUGGCCACCUCUUCUGCUGGCCAUGUUUACACCAGUGGUUAGAAACUAGGCCAAAUCGUCAGGUGUGUCCAGUUUGCAAAGCAGGGAUAAGUCGGGAGAAAGUCAUUCCCCUAUAUGGGAGGGGAAGCACUGGUCAGGAAGAUCCCAGAGAGAAAACACCUCCACGGCCCCAGGGACAGAGACCAGAACCAGAAAACCGAGGGGGUUUUCAAGGCUUUGGCUUUGGAGAUGGGGGCUUUUAGAUGUCUUUUGGUAUUGGAGCAUUUCCUUUUGGAAUCUUUGCAACAGCAUUUAAUAUCAACGCUGGUCGCCCUCCACCAGCUGUUCCAGGUACCCCUCCAUAUGUGGAUGAGCAGUUCCUGUCUCGACUCUUUCUUUUCGUUGCCUUGGUUAUUAUGUUUUGGCUGCUGAUUGCGUGACUUGGCCUCCCAGUGGGUGACACAAAGGACUGGAUAUCGUUCAGAUUGUAAUCUUUGCCCUAAGUCCUCAUCUCAUCCUAUCUCUGCC
Bombina bombina (fire-bellied toad) is the source of this 708-nucleotide messenger RNA. RefSeq names its product E3 ubiquitin-protein ligase RNF185-like. Gene Ontology annotation, cellular component: endoplasmic reticulum. The record is from RefSeq and is a predicted model, not a curated record. NCBI's taxonomy places the organism in Eukaryota, Metazoa, Chordata, Amphibia, Anura, Bombinatoridae. Gene Ontology annotation, biological process: ubiquitin-dependent protein catabolic process. The transcript has a single exon. Gene Ontology annotation, molecular function: metal ion binding; ubiquitin-like protein conjugating enzyme binding; ubiquitin protein ligase activity.